Molecule: messenger RNA, 494 nt
Organism: Populus trichocarpa (black cottonwood)
Lineage: Eukaryota; Viridiplantae; Streptophyta; Magnoliopsida; Malpighiales; Salicaceae
Product: zinc finger A20 and AN1 domain-containing stress-associated protein 12
Exons: 1
Coding region: 51-494 (147 amino acids)
Molecular function (GO): zinc ion binding; DNA binding
Source: RefSeq, a predicted model, not a curated record
CUCAUUCUCAAGCUGUACGUGCGCACCAUCUAAUCAUCAAGAAAGAAUUGAUGGAUUCACAAGACAAGUUGACUCCUGCGUUGUGUGCCAAGGGCUGUGGCUUCUUUGGCUCUCCAGAGAACAAAAAUCUUUGUUCAAAGUGUUACAAAGACUAUCUCAAAGAAGAGGUAAUUGCUAAGACUGCAGACAAACUCUCUGAACUUGUCAUCACCCCAUCAUCUGAUGAUAAGAACCCAGCUGUUGUUUCUAAUGAAACAGCUUCAACAACCACUGCUACUGCAUCCGCUACAACAGUGCUGAAAAAUAGAUGUGAAUGCUGCGGCAAGAAAGUUGGUUUGAUGGGGUUCAAGUGCCGCUGUGGGAAAACCUUCUGUGGGGUUCAUCGAUAUGCCAAGGAGCACUCCUGCACCUUUGAUUUCAAGACUUUUGAUCGACAAAUUUUGGCUAAGCAAAACCCGCUUGUUGCUGGUGAUAAACUUGAUGCUAGAAUCUGA